CCUACCCCCUCCCCCCCCCCGCCCCGUUGUCCCUUCCCUCUUCGAAUCUUCUUCGUGCUUCGUGUUGCUCGAGUUCUUCGGCCCUUCCAUGGAUUUGGGAAGGGUUAUGUGGGCUUUGGUGCUGGUGCUGCUCACUCCUGGCUUUGUCCAUGGAGGGGACAUCGUGCACGAGGACGACGAGGCCCCGAAGCUGCCCGGAUGCUCCAACAACUUCGUCCUGGUGAAAGUGCAAACCUGGAUCAACAACACAGAAGAUAAUGAGUUUGUUGGCGUUGGUGCUCGAUUUGGCCCUACCAUAGUGUCAAAAGAAAAACAUGCCAACCGAACUCGGCUUACUCUUUCAGAUCCUCCUGACUGCUGCACUGCACCUACGAAAAAGCUUGCUGGAGAUGUCCUGUUAGUGCACCGGGGACACUGCAAAUUUACAACAAAGGCAAAGGUUGCAGAAGCUGCUGGUGCAUCUGCUAUCUUAAUUAUUAAUAAUCAUAAAGAGCUGUACAAGAUGGUCUGUGAUCGAAAUGAAACAGAUUUAAAUAUAAAGAUUCCUGCAGUUAUGCUGCCACAAGAUGCAGGGGCUAGCUUGGAAAGCAGUCUUAAACAUGGUUUCUCAGUAUCUGUGCAACUGUACUCUCCAGAUCGUCCUUUGGUUGAUACAGCAGAAGUCUUUCUGUGGCUUAUGGCAAUUGGUACCAUCUUGUGUGCAUCAUAUUGGUCAGCAUGGAGUGCUAGAGAAGCAUUAAUUGAACACGAAAAGUUAUUGAAGGAUGCGCCAGACGAGUUACUAAACAUGGAAAAUACAGGAUCCAGCGGUGUGGUGGACAUCAACACAACAUCAGCAAUUUUGUUUGUUGUGAUUGCUUCAUGCUUCUUAAUCUUACUUUACAAACUCAUGUCAUUCUGGUUUGUGGAGCUUUUGGUGGUUCUUUUUUGCAUUGGUGGUGUAGAGGGUCUACAAACAUGCUUGGUGGCUUUGUUAUCACGAUGGUUCAAACGUGCUGGAGAGUCUUACAUUAAAGUGCCCUUUUUUGGAGCUGUUUCCUACCUUACAUUGGCUGUCUCUCCAUUCUGCAUUGUCUUUGCUGUUGUAUGGGCUGUUUAUCGUCGAGUAUCCUUUGCUUGGAUCGGCCAAGAUAUCCUGGGUAUUGCACUGAUUAUUACAGUUCUCCAAAUUGUCCGGGUACCUAAUCUUAAGGUGGGCACCGUGCUUCUCAGUUGUGCCUUCUUGUACGACAUCUUUUGGGUCUUCAUCUCGAAGAGUUGGUUCCAUGAAAGUGUAAUGAUUGUGGUGGCACGAGGUGAUAGGACUGCAGAGGAUGGUGUACCUAUGCUACUUAAGAUACCACGUCUCUUUGAUCCAUGGGGUGGAUAUAGCAUCAUAGGCUUUGGUGAUAUCCUUCUACCUGGGCUGCUGAUUGCAUUUUCAUUAAGAUAUGAUUGGGCUGCGAAGAAAAGCUUACGAGCUGGUUACUUCUUGUGGUCAAUGGUGGCUUAUGGCUCUGGUCUUCUUAUUACAUAUGUUGCCUUGAACUUAAUGGACGGACACGGUCAACCGGCUCUACUUUACAUUGUGCCCUUCACUUUGGGCACCUUCUUGGCUCUUGGGCGGAAAAGAGGUGAACUUAUAAACUUGUGGACACAAGGCGAGCCACCACGAGUCUGCCCACACGUUCAGCCUGCCAAAUAGGAGUCUGCCCUCGUGCUGUUGCACAAACUAUAAGCUAACUGCAAAGUCUCAAAACUGUACUGUGAUGUACACGUUGUAAUAGCUUGUAAUUGCCAGGAGACUCAAAGAUUAGAUCUAACAUAAAGCUUUGCCCAGCAUGCGUGAGGAAUGACAUUGCUGCAGGCUAAUUUCUAUAAACCACCAUGCUCUUUCCCACUUCAACUCCAAAUCACGUCUUGUGCCGGAUGGGCCAGAGAACUAACUUCCUUGUUGUAACCCGUACUUGUUGAAGUGGGGUAUUAUGAUGAUCUCAAGUUAGGAUGAUAAUAAUUUAUAAUGUUGUUAUCAUUGUUGUUGUUAUUAUUGUGGAAACAGUCUGUAUAAGUGCAACGUUAAAACUGCACAUGCAGUGUGAUCUGAGUUGCCA
This is a messenger RNA of Musa acuminata subsp. malaccensis (wild Malaysian banana), 2090 nucleotides long. Its product is annotated as signal peptide peptidase-like 4. The record is from RefSeq and is a predicted model, not a curated record. Gene Ontology annotation, biological process: membrane protein proteolysis. Lineage: Eukaryota; Viridiplantae; Streptophyta; Magnoliopsida; Zingiberales; Musaceae. Gene Ontology annotation, cellular component: lysosomal membrane; lumenal side of endoplasmic reticulum membrane; cytoplasmic side of endoplasmic reticulum membrane. Gene Ontology annotation, molecular function: aspartic endopeptidase activity, intramembrane cleaving.